GAAAUAUUUACGUCAGCCACGUUGGAAGUGCCAACUCGGUGUUUUUAUGUUUUUAGUGAGGCUGCUGCAUCAAGAUGAAGAUCAAAGAGUUAAAAAGGACGGUGAAUAUGAGCUGGUCGCCAGCGGAGCAUUAUCCGACGAUGCUCGUUACCGGCUCUGCCGCUCAGCAAGUUGAUGCCUCUUUCAGCACGAAUUCCUGUUUAGAAUUGCAUUCUCUUAACUUGGGUGACUCAAGUCUUGAUUUUGAAAUGAAAUCAAGCAUACAGACAAAACACAAGUUUCAAAAGUUAGUAUGGUCAGGUGCAGGAGUCAUUGUGGGUGGCUGUGAUGGAGGAUUGUUAGAAUUCUACAGUGCAGAGAAAUUACUUAAUAAUUCUAGUGACUCACUCAUUGGUAGCAGUUCUAAACACAAUGGUCAUGUUUCCGCGCUCGACGUUAAUCCUUAUCAGAAGAAUCUCUUAGCUUCCGGUGCAUCAGACAGUGAAAUCUUUAUUUGGGACCUUAACAACACAAGUCAGCCGAUGGCACCCGGCAAUCGAAGCCAACCUUACGAUCAUGUUCAGGGUCUAGCUUGGAAUCAGCAGGUGCAACAUAUUCUAGGAUCCACAUUUGCUACGAGAUGCUUAGUGUGGGAUCUCAGAAAAAAUGAACCUAUAAUGAAAUUAAGCGACUCUCAGUUCCGCACGCGCUGGCGCGCGCUGGCGUGGCACCCCGGCGUGGCCACGCAGCUGUGCGUCGCCUCCGAGGACGACCAGGCGCCCGUCGUGCAGCUCUGGGACCUCAGACUGGCUGCGUCCCCAUUGGCGACGCUGGAGGGACACGAGAAGGGCGCGCUGGCGCUGUCCUGGAGCCGACACGACCACGACCUGCUGCUGUCGGCCGGGCGAGACGGGAGACUGCUCGCCUGGAACCCAAACAACACUAAACCGGGCGGGGAACUGUUAGUGGAAGUGAGCCGACAGUCGGCGUGGGUGUUCGACGUGGCGUGGGCGUCGCGCGAGCCCGGCCUUCUGGCCGCGGCCUCCUUCGACCACUCGCUCGCGCUGCACACACUGUUCGCGACCAGCGGCCCCGCAGGCGGCAGCAGCGCGAGCACCAACACCAUAAUGGAGUCGUUCGGCGGCGCGGACUCGUUCGCGGCGCUGCCCGCCGUGCCGCGCGCCGCGCCGCCGCCCGCCGCGCCCGCGCAGCCGCCGCGCGCGCCGCGCUGGCUGCGCCGCCCCGCCGCCGCCAAGUUCGCGUUUGGCGGGAAAUUAGUGACAUUCGAGAGAUGCCCGCAAGAGGCCGACUCGCAGAAGAUCGUGUAUAUAAGCCAGGUAGUGAGUGAACCGGAAAUAAUUGAGAAGGCGUUCGAGUUGGACACGGUGAUAGAGCUGACCCUCAGUCGGGAGCCCGGAGCUGCGGAGAAAUUGGCAGAAUACUGUCGCGCGAAGGGCGACGCGGCGACGGACCAAAACGAGCGCUACACGUGGUUCUUCCUGCGAGCCAACUUCCUGCCCUCGUACCGGACCGAGAUACUGAACUUGCUCGGCUUCAAGCAAGAGGAGAUGUCGUCGAAGUUCAAGAGUCAACCGAGUAACGAACAACGUGCACCGCAGGACAUCUUCGGGCUUAGUAGAGGAGAGAGCACAGAGACUGAAGCCGAGCUGUCUACAGACACGAGCACAGAUCUAUCUGAUGCUCAGACAUUGAUCGAGAAGAAGCUCGCAAGUAUAGACCUCGAACCGACUGUGACCAACGUCGUCAUACCGAGCGGAGACGAUUCAACGAGCCUUAUCUGUCGCGCGCUGGUGUGCGGGAACAUCGAGGAAGCGGUCGACCUCUGCUUGGAAGCGAAGAGAGUGUCCGAUGCGCUCAUUAUCGCUUCACUCGGCGGGCCGGAGCUGCAGUACCGCGUGCAGCGCGCGCAGCUGGGUGCGCGCGCGGCCGACCCGGUGGCGCUGCUGGCGGGCGCGCUGCUGCGCGGCGCGUGGGACGGGCUGCUGCGCGCCGUGGCGCCCGCCGGCUGGCGGCACGCAUUGGCCGCGCUGGCCGCGCACUGCGAGCCGCCCGCGCUGGCGCACUACUGCGAGGUGCUGGGCGACAAGCUGGCGGCCGACAGCGACGCGGCGCUGCGCGAGGCGGCCGCGCUGUGCUACGUGUGCGGCGCGCACGGGGACGCGCUGGCGGCGCGCGCGCUGCGGGCCGCGCCCGCCGACGCCGCCGAGCUCGCGCGCCAGGCCGAGCUGGCGCUGCUCCUGCGAGCCGCCGCCGCCGUGCACGGCCGACCCGCGCAGGAGGGCGGGCGGCUGGACGCGCUGCUGGCCCGCUACGCGGCGCGCGUGGCGGCGCAGGGCUGCCUGCACAGCGCGCUGGCGGCGCUGCGCGGCGCGCGCUCCCCGCUGCGCGAGCGCCUGCACGCCGCGCUCGCCGGCCCGCCGCAGCAGCAGCAGCAGCACCACCACCACCAUCAGCAGCAGCAGCAGCAGCAGCAGCAACACACGUCGACGCGUGCGCGUACAGUGAGCACUCACUCGAACUACGCACACAAUGACAGCAUUGGUGCAUACAAAAUGCAACCUCCAGCAGCGCCCCACGAAAAUCAAAGUUGGUCCGCAAGCUCUCACCCGCCCCGCCCCGCGAGCGUCUCUUCGCAGCCCGGUGGAAUCUCAAGUCGUUCGAAAUAUAAAGUUGAUCCAUCGGUUCAAUCCGCACCCCUUUACAACCAAUAUAGCUUUAAUAAUCCAGCCCAGGCCCCCUCCUACGGGUACAACAGCCCCCUACCAGACCAGUACAGCGCCGCUAGCGUGCCCGGUCAUAACUUUACACCGAUCAACCAACAACAGAAUCACCCGUCGAAUCCUCCUCCAUUAAUGAAUCCGUUAAAUUCUGUUCCGUUAAACCCGAUGAAUCAAUUAAAUCCGGCUCCAUUAAAUCCAUUAAACCCCAUGAAUCCGGCGCCUUUAAAUCCCAUGAAUCCUCUAAAUCCGAUGAAUACGUUAAAUCCGUCGAAUCCUGCAACGUUGAACCCUAUGCACCCGUCAAUGAACGGUAACUACUACCAGUCGGCGGAGGUCGCUCCCGUUUCGAAACCAGCAGCGCCGGGUUGGAACGACCCCCCGAUGCUGACCUCUAGACCUAAGCCUAAACAAGAGAUCCAACAACAAGCUCCGAUCACGCAUCCCUUAUUCGGUGUGGAGCCUCCCCAAUACGUGCCAUUAGUACCCACAUCUCAAUAUCCAGGCCAACAAGCUCAGUACCCCGGUCAACCGGCUCAAUAUCCAGGACAGCCGGCUCCGUACCCUGGUCAACAGCAGCAGUACCCUGGACAAAUGGGUCAGUACCCUGGCGAGACGACUCAAUACCCUGGACAGUAUGCUGAUCAGCAGUAUCAAGGGUCGUUCCCACCGGGAAUGCAAACCGGAUAUCCGCAACAGGUGGAGAGUCCCGCUCCAGCGGAGCCAGCGCCGGUGCAGAAGGGUCCCCUUCCCGCUGAAUACGUGGAUCUGCAGACUAUGUUUGAUUCCCUCCGGAGUGCCUGUUCCGAUAAUGCUACUAACCAGCAAAUGAAGAGGAAACUCGAAGAUGUGCAAAGAAGGCUCGAAACAUUGUACGACAUGCUGCGGGAACAUCGGCUGUCGGAGGCGGCGCUGGCUCAGCUGCGCGAGGCGGGCGCGGCGGGCGCGGCGGGCGAGCACGCGCGCGCCGGGGCGGCGGUGGCGGCGCUGGCCACGGGGCCGGACUUCGCCGCCGCCGCCGCCUUCCUGCCCGGCCUCAAGAUGCUGUACCUGCUGGCCGCGCAGCUGCAGGCGCAGCCGCACCCGCCGCACCACGCGCAGCACCACGCGCGGUGAACACGCUUACGUUUAAAAUGUUUCCUCUCGACGACCUAGAACAAGAAAAGCACAGGCUCCUUUUUCAGGGCGUUUCUAAUAUUCGUAACUUCCUCCUCUCCAACUUAUGGACAACGUUAGUAUCCGAUGCCCGAAACGAUAAAGUUUAAAAUUAUCGAGCCCCGAUUGUAUCUGGCAUUAUGCUAAUGCUGCUUAAACAUUUCCACAGUUUACUUAACACUUUUAUGUAUAAAAUCUAGUGUCUUGUACAUAUGUACAUACAGACAUUAAUACCUUACAUAUUAACGAUAUAACGUCUUUUUGAGUAUUAGUAAAUUAUCGAAGUAAAAUAAGUUGUAAAAUGGAUAGCAAAAAUAAAUUUCAAUUUUUUUCGCAAAAACUAAUUUAGCUUCUACCUCAAAAAGUCCAUCUUCCCUUAACCUCAUACAUAGUAUACUGUCUAGAACUGUAUACUGUAUACAAUUAAUAUAUUCAGUAGUAUUUGUACGAUUUAUAAACUAGAGAAAUUGAAAAUAGAAAAAUCCACAGCAUUUAAAUUGUUGAAAUGUUUUCAUUAAGUUUACGUUUAGUAAAUUUUAUUGAAAUUAAAUAUAAAUUAUUAAAUAUGGGUUAUUAUUAAUAUAUAAUAAAUGAGUUUAAUAAAUAUUUAAUUCAAAAUAGUUUUUGAUAAGUUGCCUCUAAUAAGACGGCACUACACUUGGUUCGCUAACGUCGCACAGCGCGCAUACAAACACGUGUUCCACAUAUAGACUGAACAUAAAAGCUAGAACUGAAUGAUAACGAGAUUAUCCAUUCGUUCACCUUUGAUGUGUAACAAAGCACCGACAAAUGUACUGAAACAUGUUAUUGCUUUUUGCGUUUUUUUGUCGUAUUUGUGCGAAAAAACGACCACGUUGCACCAACUGAAGUGCCGCUAUUAUUGUGUUAAAAAUUAAUGAUGAAUAUAAAAUCCUAGCACUUAGAUAUUACAGAAUAAAUUGAUAUAUAUUAAUUUUGAUUGCAAAAUAUUUAAAAUAUUUUAUUUAUGUAAAUAUUUAAUUAAUUGCGAUUUGAAUGUGCUAUUGAUUGGUGAUUAACGGACGCGUCCAAAGACAUUCAUUUGAGUUUCGUUCAUUGAGUUAUUUUAUGAGUAAUAUGUUUUUUCUUGUGUAUCAAACGCAUGUUUGUAAUCGAAUGAUGUUGGCUAAUGUACAUUUAAGUAAUAUUGUAUCAAAGUUAUAAUAAAAUAUAUUUUUAAAAUG
Molecule: messenger RNA, 5074 nt
Organism: Nymphalis io (European peacock)
Lineage: Eukaryota; Metazoa; Arthropoda; Insecta; Lepidoptera; Nymphalidae
Gene: Sec31
Product: protein transport protein Sec31A
Exons: 25
Coding region: 75-3833 (1252 amino acids)
Biological process (GO): endoplasmic reticulum organization; intracellular protein transport; endoplasmic reticulum to Golgi vesicle-mediated transport
Cellular component (GO): COPII vesicle coat; endoplasmic reticulum exit site
Molecular function (GO): protein binding; structural molecule activity
Source: RefSeq, a predicted model, not a curated record